This is a messenger RNA of Mycena indigotica, 1428 nucleotides long. RefSeq lists its product as uncharacterized. NCBI's taxonomy places the organism in Eukaryota, Fungi, Basidiomycota, Agaricomycetes, Agaricales, Mycenaceae. The record is from RefSeq and is a predicted model, not a curated record. Bases 1 to 1428 code for a protein of 475 amino acids. The transcript has 2 exons.
AUGCUGUUCUCGAAGUCACUCGCGUCAUCGCAAAACCACAAUCCACUGUCUAAUUCCCCUCUUUCCCAAGCCACCACCACCUCUUCUGCUACAAUGUGGCGCGUCGGUGCACUCCCAGCGAACUUUGCCCAUGGCUAUGCCGAAGUACCAGGGUUCGUCCCUCCAUCCAAGAGCAAAAGGAGAGCCGCCAAAGCCUCACGCGACCCCUCGCCAAAUACCCGAGCAAAGCCAGUUUUGACGAGUCUGGCUGCAUCGCAGACAACCCUUUCGCUCCAUUCGACAGAGUCAUCAGACACCAACUCUACCAAAUCAUCCCGUCACGACCAUGACAGAAAAUCGCUAGCGUCUCCCAUUACCUCUUCUCUUCGUCUCCUCCGUCGAAGUCGGUCAUCAAGCAUCUCCCAUACUCCGCCUCCGCCAGUUCCACCUAUACCACCCGUAAACGACCAGCUGCCCCCGCCAAUAAAGCGGUCAAAUAGCUAUAAAACCCGGAGUAAACCCGCAGUGCUGGUUCGUUCGCGCUCGCGGCCGUCACUAGACAGUGAACGACAUGAGACCCCAGUACCAGGCCAUUCACACACACUCCUCAAUGACUCCGCGUAUCCUCCGAUGCCUACUCGGCUGCAGCUCGAUAUCCCACCGUCUCGUCGAAGCAUGUCCCGUGAUCCCAGCUCAGGCUCGAGCUCGAGCGCUACCAUGACGCCAGCUGUGACGCCAGUCCAGAAGACUGGAGUUGCCUUCGAACGAACAGACACUGUGGACUCUACCGUCAGCAGUCUUCUCGAGUUCGCUGAUCCGGUGCCCGUUACGGGGAUGGCUAAGGCAGCGGCCAAGUACCAGUCGACGUUGGGCCAGGAUAUCGAAGCUGACGUGCGAGAAGGAAAUAAGGAUUGGACGAUGGAAGAGGACAGGCCCGUCAAAUUAAAACGGUCUGGCAGCUUGAGCAAGCUGGCCAAAACGCUGGGUUUCGGGGUUUCGGAUAUGCCACCUCCUCCUCCAAGGCUGCCGCUGUCUCCGCCUAUUGCCGCUCCGCUUGCGCAUCCCCCAAUUCCAAUGCGACCCUCCGCCACCCUACCGCCCAUCCGACCACCGCGCUCCCCAGCCAGACUGACGAAACAAGUUGGGCAUUCGCGACGGUGGAGUAUAUCGAGCUUUGCAAGCUCUACAAACUCGGAAAAUCACGACUCGGAGCUGAUGACGACCCAGUCCGAAGCACAUGGUGUCUCGCGAGCGCUGCCUAUACCGCAGAACUUUUUCGUGAAGGAUGCGGCUGUUGAACCUGAGAGGACUUCAGCAGUGCUGCGUGCGGAAUACCUUCCUUCUGCUCAGAUACCCAAGAGCGCGCGGGGAGCUGACCAGAGCUGGUACGGGGAGUGGAAUCGACGCGACAUCCGGGAUGUCAUUAGCUCUUUGCGAGAGCUACGAUGA